Knipowitschia caucasica is the source of this 3069-nucleotide messenger RNA. The record is from the annotation of a GenBank genome assembly. Lineage: Eukaryota; Metazoa; Chordata; Actinopteri; Gobiiformes; Gobiidae.
AUGGUGAGGAGUUUGGUGGUAGAUGGAGAGGGGGGUGGGGAGGGGUGGGGUAGGUUGAGAGGUGGGAGGGGGGGGGGAAUGUGGGGGGGGGGGGGGGGGGGUGGGGGGGUGGGGGGGGGGUUGGGGGGGGGGGGGGGGGGGGGGGGGGGGGGGGGGGGUGGUGGGUGUGUGGGGGGGUGGUGUGGUGGGGGUUGGGGAUGUAUGGGGGAGGGGGGUGGGGUGGUAUGGGGGUUUGGUGGGGGGUGUGGGUUGGGGGGGGGAGGGGAGAUAGGGUUAUUUGGGGUGGGUUUUGGGGUGGGGUGUGUGUUGGGGGGGGUUAGUGGUGGGGAAUGGGGGGAUUUGUUUUUUGGUUGUGUGGGGUUUGUGAGUGUGGGGGGUGGGUGGGUGUGUGUUAAGGGAGUGUGGGGUGUUUAUUUGGUGGGGUUUUUUGUGUGUUGGGGGUGGUUGUUUGGGGGGGGGGUUGGUGUUGGGUUGUUUGGUGUGGGGGGGUGGGGGGGUGGGUUGGAGAGGUUUGUGGUGGUGGGGGGGUGGGGGGGGGGGGGUUGUGGGGGUAGUAUGAUGUUUUUUGUAGGUUGUUUGUGGGUUUUGGGUUGGGGUUUGGGUAGUUGGUGGUGGGUGGGGGUGUAUAGGAUUUUGAGGGGGGGGGGGGUUGUAUUUAUGGUUGGUGGGAGGGUAGGGGUGGUUUGGUUUGGUUGGGGGGGGGGGGGUGUGGGGGUGGUGGUGGAUUGGGGGGGGGGUGUGGGUAUGUGUAGGAGUUUGAGUUUGGGUGUUGGUUUUGGGUGUUGGGUGUGGUUGGGGGGGGUGGUUGGGUUUUGGGGGGGGGUGUGUGGGUGGUUUGGGGGGGUGUGGGUGGUUGAGUUUUGGGUAAUGUGUUGGGGGUGGGGGGUUGUGGUAUUUUGUUUGUGGGGUUUGGUGUUUUUAGGGGGGGGGGUUGGUGUGUUUGGGAUUAGUUUAGUGGGGGGGAUUAGGGGGGUGUGUUGGGGUUAUGGUUGGGUUUUUGGGUGUGGGGGGGGGGGGGGUUGGGUUAGUAGGUUUGGUGGUGUUUAUAUUGGUUUUGGGUGGUUGGUGGGGUGUUUUUGGGGGGGGGGGGGGUUGUUUUUUUGUGUGGGGGGGGGAGUGUGGGGGGGGGGGGGGGGUUGGUGUGUAGUUUUGGUUUGGGUUGGGUUGGGUUGGGGGGUGGUGGGGUUGGUGGGGGGAGUUGUGGGUUUUAUGUUGUUUGGGGGGGUGUUUGUGGUGGGUGGGGGGGGGGGGGGGGGGGGGGGUGGGGUUGGUUGUGGUUGGUUGGUGUUUGUUGUUUUUGUGUUGGUUGUGGUAUUUUUUGGUGGGGGGUGUGGUUUGGUGGGUGUUUUGGUGGGGGGGUGGUGGGGUGUGUGUUUGGGUGGUGUGUUGUUUUGGGGGGGGGGUAUUGUAGGUGGGGGGGGUGUGUGGGGGGGGUGGGUUGGUGGGUGGUUUGUUGUUUGUGUGGUUUUUGGUUGUUGGGGGGGUGUGGUUGGGGGGGUGGGUGUGGUGGUAGGGAAUGUAGGGGGGUGUUGGGUGAUGGUGUGUGGGUGUGGGGGGGGGGGGGGGGUGGGGGGGUGGGGGGUGGGGGGGUGUGUGGGGGGUGUGGGUUUGUUGUGGGUUUGUUGGUUGUGUAUGGUUGGGUUUGUUGGGUGGUUGAGGGGAAUUGGGAUUUUUGGGGAUGUGUGGUGUGUGUUUUGGGUGGGGGUUUGGGGGGGGGGGUUGGUGGUUUGGGGGGGGGGGUGUGUGGUGGUGGGGGGGUGGUUGAGUGUUGGUUGUUUUUGUGUGUGUGUUUUAUGUUUUGUUGGGGUUGUUUUUUGGGGGGGGUGGGGGGGGGGGGGGGGGGUUGGGGGGUGUUUGUUUGGUGUUUGUGGGGGUUGGUGGGGUAUUGUGUGGGGGUGUGUUGGGGGGGGGGGGGGUGUGGUGUGGGGUGUGGGGGGGGGUUGGGGGGGUUUUUGGUGUGUGGUUGGGGGGUGGGGUGGGGUGGGGUGGUUGUGUGGGGGGGGGGGGGGGGGGUGUGGUAGGUGGGGGUGGGGGGUUGGUUGGGGUUGUAGUUGCUGUUGUGGUGGUUGUGGGGUGCUGUUGGGUGGGGUGUUGGGGGGGGGGGGGGGUUGGGGGGGGGUGGUUGGGUGGUUGAUUGGGUGGUUGGGGGUUUUGGUUGGGGGGGGUUGUUUUUUGUUUUGGGUGUUGGUGUGGUGGGGGGGGUGGGGGUGGGUUUUGAUGGGGUUUGGUUGGGGUUGGGGGGGGGGGGGGGGGGGGGUGGGGGGGGGGGGGUGGUUGGGGUUGGGUUGGGGGUGGGGUGGGUGGGGGUUGUGUGGGGGUGUUUUGGGGGGUGGGGGUUUUUUGUUAGGUGUGGUGUGGGUUGUGGGUGUUGAGGGGGGGGGUGGGUGUGGUUGGGGGGUGGGGGUGUUUUAUGUGGGUGGGUUUUGUGUGGGGGGUGGGGGGGGGGGUGGGGUUGGUGUGGGGGGUGGGGGUUGUUGGGGGGGGGGGUGGGGGGGGGGGGUGGGGGGGGGGGGGGGAGGUGGGUUGGUGUGGUUUGGUUGUGUUUUGUUUGGGUGGUGUGGUGUUUUGGGUGGGGGGGGGGGGUUUGUGGUGUGUUUGUGGUUUGGUGGUGUUGGUGUGUGUUGGUGGGGGGGGGGGGGUUUGGUUUUGUGUGUGGUUGGGUGGGGGGGGGGGUGGUGUGGUGUUGGUGGGGGGGUUUUUGUGGGGGGGGGUUUUGGGGGGUGGGGGGGGGGGGGUUGUGGGGGGGGUGGGGGGGGGUUGGGGGGGGGGUUGGUGUGUGGGGGGGUUUUUGUAUUGGGGUGGGGGAGUGGGUGGUUGGGGGGGGUGGGGGAUUGUGGGGGGGGUGUGGGGGGGGGGGUUUUUAUGGUGGGUGGUUUUGGGUGGUGUUUGUUUGAGUUGGGGGGGUGGGUGAUGGGGUUUUUUGAGUGGGUGAAUGAUGGUGAGGAUGGAUUGGUGAGUGUAGGUUUUGGGGUUGGGGGGGUGGGGUGGUUGUGGUUGGGUGGGGGUGUUGGGGGGGGGGUGGGGGGGGGUGGGGGGUGGUUGUUGGGGGGUGUAGGGGGGGUGGUGUAA